Hylaeus volcanicus is the source of this 4361-nucleotide messenger RNA. RefSeq names its product exostosin-3 (gene botv). Gene Ontology annotation, molecular function: glycosyltransferase activity. NCBI's taxonomy places the organism in Eukaryota, Metazoa, Arthropoda, Insecta, Hymenoptera, Colletidae. The transcript has 11 exons. Gene Ontology annotation, cellular component: membrane. The record is from RefSeq and is a predicted model, not a curated record. Bases 410 to 3253 code for a protein of 947 amino acids.
GACCCACUGAAACGGACGAAUAAGUGGAAUAAACAAAUGGAGGGAAGCAAGAACGUUGAUAUCGAUGCUGAUUUAUAAUUAAUAACCUCUAUGCCAGUCUUCGAAUGGAAGUGGUGUUGAAGUAAUUUUGACAACUGUCAUCACGUAUUCCAUUUGACUUAAUCUUUUUCAAAGGAUAGUAUAUAUUCCUGGAUUCUUUUAUAAUGAAGUCCAUGAUUCAUUUAUAAUAAACGCCAAUUAUAAUUGACAAACAACUGAGAGAAGCAUAAUUUCCUUUUUAGCUUACUAAUCGAUAAUGCCAAUAAAAAUUCCGCUAUUAUCAUGUUUUUGAAAUUUGUCAAACAAUCAGAAAGCAACACCAGUAAUUUAAGAUUUAAAUAACCAUGAACAAUUGUCUAUAACAAUCACAAUGGGAGGAAGCAUAUUUGAAUUACUUCCAUUAUAUCAUCAAAAUGGAAGUGGAAGAGAAAUUUGUCAUUGGAUAACACAUAUCAAGUUAUCUAGAAUUAUAAUGUUAACUUCUGCUGUUUUAUUUAUUGUACCAUUAUUUACUCAUUAUUAUUUGUCAAAGGUGGAGUCUGAUUCUCCAGACAGAGAUAUUUAUCGUACAUUUUCUACUUUGGAAGCUUUUGAAGAUUUUACUCCAAUGAAAGCUUCUCAGUUGAAAAUGAGAAUUGAGGAGAUGCUACAUAUUAAAGUUUCUGUAAAUAACGAACUUAGAGACUUAAGUGCAAAAAGGCAAAGGCUUCAAGUUGAAGUUAGCAGUUUAACUCAAAAAAUUGAUGAGCUAAAGCAGGAACUGUUGCAUCAGCAGACUGAUCUUGAUAGAUUAAAAAUCAGUGUUGAACAAGCUCAAGUAGCUCAAAGAGAAGCAGUAGAAAGAAAUACACCAGAAUUGGCACCUCCUAAGCGGAUAUUAAUGGAUUCCGUUCCUGUAGUAUUACAAAGUAUUAUGCCACAUUCGUGCAGAAUGUACAAUUGUUUUGAUCAUAGUCGUUGUGCAUUAACAAGUGGUUUCCCAAUAUAUUUAUAUGAUCCGGAUCAGUUUUCGAUAGUUAAUCCUGGUUGGGGUGUUGACGGAUUUCUAAAAACUACUAUUAAACAGACGCUAGGAUACAAUCCACAUCUUACUGCAAAUGCAGCUGAAGCUUGUAUAUACAUUGUACUCAUAGGAGAAGUCCUUCCAAUUGAACAAAAAAUUGAUAAGAAUUACCAAAAGCCUAUCGAUAUAAGAAAAUUGCAUGCACUUCCUUAUUGGGGUGGAGAUGGCAGAAAUCACAUUUUAUUAAACUUAGCACGUAGAGAUCUAUCUGUAGAAUCUGGAAAUGUCUUUAACAACCUAGAUACAGGAAGAGCUAUAAUAGUGCAAUCAACAUUUUAUAGAAAUCAGUUUCGUGAAGGUUUUGAUCUGGUCAUUCCUCCAAUUUUGGGACCUCCGGGUGGAGAUGUAUGGCAAGAUUGUUCUCAUAUGUUACCUGCAAGAAGAAAAUAUUUGUUAUCUUUUCAAGGAGAAAUGAGAUCUCCAAGAGUUACAACUAUGACACAUCAAAAUGAUGAUGCUGAUGUAGAUUUAGAAAGAUUAGCAGUCGAUGAGAACAAUUUGGAUAUGUUCAUCAUCCAACAUCUGAAAGAUAUGAGUACCGGAAUGACCUUGGAUAAAUUUUUUAUUCAGUUUGAAUGUAUACCGGCAUCAGAGGAGAAGAAUGUAAUAGAAAUUCUUGACUGGUCCCUGUGUGGAACCGAGUCUUCGAGGAAGAAUAUAUUAAAGGAAUCAACGUUUGCUUUAAUUUUAGCACCCAGCAAUGCUUCGUUCGUAACUACUUCUUCUAUGCAAGCUAGAUUGUAUGAAGCUCUACGGUCGGGAUCGAUUCCAGUUUUUUUAGGUGGCGAUCAAAUAAUAUUGAGUUACAAUGAAGUUAUUAGUUGGCGUAGGGCAGCAAUUUUUUUGCCAAAGGCCAGGGUAACUGAAAUGCAUUUUCUGUUGCGUGCAGUACCUGAUACUGAUCUGUUAAGUAUGCGUAGACAGGGCAGACUAAUAUGGGAACGCUACCUAAGUACUGCACAGGGUGCAGUAGAUACUAUUGUAGCAGUAAUUAGGGAUCGACUCGGUAUACCCCCGUUGCCAGCACCUCAAACUGCCAGUCCAAGUGUCUUUAAUGAAAGCUUUGUGCCUUUAAAGUCUGAUGCUAUUAUUACCGAGCCAGAAGCUGAGGAAAGUUUGGGUCCUCUUGAACCACCAUAUCCAUCCCCAGCUUUUAAGAGAAAUUAUACCACAAUGUUACUUCAAAGCAAUGAAAUCUGGAACGAUUGGGUGGAUCCAUUCUAUUUAUAUCCUCAAUUGCCUUUCGAUACCGUCCUUCCCAGUGACGCGAAAUUCCUUGGAUCUGAAGUAGGAUUCAGACCAAUUAGUAAAGGGGCAGGAGGCGCUGGCAAAGAAUUUAGCGAAGCUUUAGGUGGAAAUUAUCCGAGAGAACAAUAUACAAUUGUAAUGUUAACUUAUGAACGUGAACAGGUUCUUAUAAACUCUUUGGCUCGGCUUUAUGGGCUACCAUAUUUAAAUAAAGUUGUAGUAGUGUGGAAUAGUCCUAAAUCACCUAUGGAAGACUUAAAGUGGCCAGAUAUUGGAGUUCCAAUUCAUGUCAUAAAGGCACCAAGGAAUAGUUUAAAUAAUAGGUUUCUUCCAUUCGAUGCUAUCGAAACAGAAGCUGUCUUGUCAAUUGACGAUGAUGCUCAUUUAAGACACGAUGAAAUUAUGUUUGGAUUUAGAGUGUGGAGAGAACAUCGAGAUCGCGUAGUUGGAUUUCCUGGCCGUUUUCAUGCAUGGGACCAGAAUUAUCACAAUGCCUGGAACUAUAAUUCUAAUUAUUCAUGUGAGCUAUCAAUGGUUCUAACUGGUGCUGCAUUCAUUCAUAAGCAUUACACAUAUCUCUACACUCAUUGGUUACCGCAAGCCAUUCGAGAUAAAGUUGACGAAUAUAUGAAUUGCGAGGAUAUCGCUAUGAAUUUCCUCAUCUCCCACAUCACAAGAAAACCACCUGUUAAGGUCACAUCACGCUGGACCUUUAGAUGUCCUGGCUGCCCAGUUUCUCUUUCAGAAGAUGACACACAUUUCCGGGAAAGACACAAGUGCAUUAACUUCUUCUCUCAAGUUUUUGGAUAUAUGCCACUUUUAAAUACACAAUAUCGAGCUGAUUCGAUAUUAUUUAAGACAAGAAUACCGCACGAUAAACAAAAAUGUUUUAAAUUUAUAUAAAGAACUACGAUAAACAGUAAUGAAAAAGAAUUAACACGCUUACACGUAUCCAGUAAUCGUUACUUGAUAGGAUUUACAUGGUUUUGAUAACAUUUUGACUGAAUUGAUACACAUUUUCUAUAAAGUAUGUCAACGCGUGUAAUAAAUAUUUUAGAAUUUUUUAUCGUCCUCUUUUUUUUUAUUGUAUUCUUUUUUUAUCUAAAUACAUAUUGUUUGAUCAAAAUGCACAUUUUAAAAUUAAUUAAAAAAUUUAAGUAUUCGAAUAGCGAAGAAGUAACUACAUCGUAAGUACAUCGUAAUAAAUUUAUUUACGUGACGAUUACUACCGAUCGAGAUCAUUUUUGGGAGACACGGGGCAGGACGAAAAGUAUAAAAUAUUGAGGACGUAUACGAUACCCAAGUGUGCAAAUGGCAAGUCUGGUAAAACUAAGCCAAGAUUCAUUGAUUUUAAUUUAUUUGAAAUAUGAUCAAUUCAAUCGGAAUUUUCCAAUGAUUAUUAUUACAUACGACGAAUUUAAUAUUCACAAUUGUAAGUAACAAUUGUUAAAAAUGUACUGCCUGUCAAAAUAAUGUAAAUACACGUAAAUUACGUAAUGUAAUACAACUUCAAUUUGAGGAAAGGGGACUUUUAUAUUGAAAUGUUGAUUCACAAUAUUUGUAACAACAACUGCUUGGUCUCGAAUUUUGCAUUAUAAGUUGUUUAUGUUUACAGCGCUUGAACAGCAACCGUGACUUUGUUAUCGUGCAUCGCACCAUUGUAAUUGUGCCAAAUUUUUAACGUAUAUUUACUUUGGUAUAAGAUAACUUAUCUUCAGUUAUUCUCUAUAUCGGAUUUUAAUUUUUAAUCCAUAAUACUCUCGAAGACUAUUUGUACAUACAUGUACAUAUCGCACACCGUUUUAUCUUGUAUCAUUUAAUGCGAGUGUUCGCAUUUAUUAUAAAAUACAAUAAUAUAGGUAAAUAUAGCUCGUACGACUACUGGUAUAUACAAAAAACCACUUUGUAAAUUUGGUUUUAUAUUAAAUUCUGUACAACACGUUGUAAGUUUAACCUGAAACGAGUUCAGACCUACGUGCAGAAAGAUAAAUAUAUAUUAUUUAUGAUUGUG